Molecule: messenger RNA, 1194 nt
Organism: Sus scrofa (pig)
Lineage: Eukaryota; Metazoa; Chordata; Mammalia; Artiodactyla; Suidae
Gene: ACAA2
Product: acetyl-CoA acyltransferase 2
Biological process (GO): fatty acid beta-oxidation
Cellular component (GO): mitochondrion
Molecular function (GO): acetyl-CoA C-acetyltransferase activity
Source: RefSeq, marked provisional
AUGGCUCUGCUCCGAGGUGUGUUCAUCGUUGCUGCUAAGCGGACACCCUUUGGAGCUUUUGGAGGUCUUCUGAAAGACUUCACAGCUACUGAUUUGACUGAAUUUGCUGCCAGGGCUGCCUUAUCUGCUGGCAACGUCUCUCCUGAAACUAUUGACAGUGUCAUUGUAGGCAAUGUCAUGCAGAGUUCUUCAGAUGCUAUAUACUUGGCAAGACAUGUUGGUUUGCGUGUGGGAAUCCCAAAGGAGACCCCGGCUCUCACGGUUAAUAGGCUCUGUGGCUCUGGUUUCCAGUCCAUUGUGAAUGGAUGUCAGGAAAUUUGUGCUAAAGAUGCUAAAGUCGUCUUGUGUGGAGGAACUGAAAGCAUGAGCCAGGCUCCUUACUGUGUCAGAAAUAUUCGUUUUGGAACCAAGCUUGGAUUGGAUCUCAAGCUAGAAGAUAGUUUGUGGACAGGAUUAACAGAUCAGCAUAUCCAAAUCCCGAUGGCAAUUACUGCAGAGAAUCUUGCUGCAAAACAUAAGAUAAGCAGAGAAGAAUGUGACAAGUACGCCCUACAGUCACAACAGAGGUGGAAAGCUGCUAAUGAUGCUGGCUACUUUAAUAAUGAAAUGGCACCAAUCGAAGUGAAGACAAAGAAAGGAAAACAGACCAUGCAAGUAGAUGAACAUGCUCGGCCCCAGACCACCCUGGAGCAGUUGAGUAAACUCCCUCCAGUGUUCAAGAAAGAAGGGACUGUUACCGCAGGGAACGCGUCGGGAAUUAGCGAUGGUGCUGGAGCUGUUAUCAUAGCUAGUGAAGAUGCUGUUAAAAAACAUAACUUCACACCACUGGCAAGAAUCGUGGGCUAUUUUGCGUCUGGAUGUGAUCCCUCUAUCAUGGGUAUUGGUCCUGUCCCUGCUAUCACUGGGGCACUGAAGAAAGCAGGACUAAGUCUUAAGGACAUGGAUUUGGUAGAAGUGAAUGAAGCUUUUGCUCCGCAGUACUUGGCAGUUGAAAAGAGUUUGGAUCUUGACCCAAGUAAAACCAACGUGAACGGGGGAGCCAUUGCAUUGGGUCACCCAUUGGGAGGAUCUGGAGCAAGAAUUACCUCACACCUGGUUCAUGAAUUAAGGCGCCGGGGUAAAAAAUAUGCUGUGGGAUCAGCCUGCAUUGGAGGGGGCCAAGGAAUUGCCAUCAUCAUUGAGAACACAGCCUGA